AUGGCUAACCUACCAAACAAAUUUCGGGGAAUAGUCAGCGGUCAGCGGAAGCGGUACAAAGAGGAUGGCUUCAAUCUGGAUCUUUCCUAUAUUAAGGACAACAUCAUUGCCAUGGGCUUCCCGGCUGAAAACGUGGAGGCCAUCUACCGCAACAAUCGCGAGGACGUGCUGAAGCUGCUCACCGAGAAGCACGGAAACAAGUACAAGGUGUACAAUUUGUGCUCGGAGCGCACCUACGGAGCGACACUCUUCCCGCACUAUGCCGAAUAUCCGUUCAAGGAUCACAAUCCGCCCGACAUCGAGCUAAUCAUAAAGUUCUGCGAAGACGUGCACAAUUAUCUGUGUGCCGACAGUUCACAUGUAGUGGCGAUCCACUGCAAGGCUGGCAAAGGUCGCACGGGAACUAUGAUUUGUUGCUAUCUGCUGUACAGUAACGCUUUCCAGACGGCCAACGAAGCACUGACGUACUAUGCGGAGAAACGCACAAAGGACAAGAAAGGGGUUACUAUCCCUUCGCAACGCCGGUAUGUGGAGUACUAUGAGCAGCUGCUGCGCAACAGGUUAACGUACCACGACGUUACCCUCUACAUUCUCGAAGUGCGCAUCAGCCCUGUCGAUGUGUCGAUCAGGUCGGGUUCGAUCAAGAUGAAGGGUGCCACAGAAUCGGUUCCGUUGCAAGAGUUCCAGCGUACUGGAGACUACUCGACCGUAGUGCUCGAUCGCUGUAUGCCGCUUACCGGGGACGUGAAGGUCGAGCUUUGUCGCUCAAAGCUGCAAGAGAAGCGCAUGCACUUUUGGUUCAACACAUUUUUUGUUAUGCGAGCUGCCAUUUAUGAUUCCCAAGAACGGUUGGUUUUGACGCUGGAUCGAAUGGAGAUUGACGAUGCCCACAAAGGUAACACCAAAAAGUGCCCCGAACAGGUGCAAGUUUUUCUGAAACCUGUACCACCGAGCGGUAGAUAUUCUGAAAACUUGGAAGCCAACCGUAUGCUGCCUGCGUUGCCCCAACAACCAAUGAUCGAUAGUAAUCCGACAUAUGCAACACCCAACAACAUCGCGCAUCUAGAUUACCAGCAGCAGCAACAGCAGAAACAUCACAUGGGUUUGAUGAAAUCAACCAAUCACAACCAAUCGCUGAUUCCCAACGCCAACUACAGCGAAGGGCAACAACACCAUCGCACUGCGAACAACAACCGUACGUCCUUAGGUAAUAGCCAGCAGAACAGUGGCAUUUACUGCAACAUCAACCUCAACCCCACGGGCCUGGGGGAUGCGAUCCAGCAGCAGCAGCAGCAGCAGCAACACGGAGCUGCAGCAGCCUCAUCGCAACAGCAGCCACAGCUAAGGUACCAUUCCGCAGGCUCAUCAGAGGAAAACUCCGGCACCGAUUCCGUCGGAGACGAAGAAGGAUGGGAAUCCGGUGAGUGUCAAACAGUAGUGUCGCAAACCAUGUGUAAAUCAAAAACAACAGCUACAACCUCAGCAACAACCGCGAAUACAGCAACAGCUACGUCUAUCGGCCCCACUGAAACGACAGCAACCCCCAGUACAACAAAACCUCAUACCACCCAACCUAACCAAACCAGUAGUAAUAAUUGCGUUGCUCGUUCACCACCCCCAGCAGCGCCAGAGUCAGUUGCGGCAACAAUACGCGCAACAUCAGUAGCCGAAGCCACCAAAACCUGCAUCUCUCCUUCCCCUUCCAAUCGACGUUGCAUUAGCGACGACGAAAACUACCUCUUAUGGUUGUAUAGUAGUGCUUCUGCUCUCAUCAGUAAAAGUAGUAUAAGUAGUACAGAUCCGCCGCUCGCCUUUGAGCACGAUCAGCUGAGUAGCAAACAUAAUCCCCCGAUCAGUAAUCAGGCUCUUAACCUAACUUCCUGUAACUUACCGCCGGGCGUAAGUCAAAACCAGGGGCAGGAGCAACAACAAUGGCAACCUCGCCAAGAUUCUAACGAUGUCCCUGCAUUGCAGGGGGGGGACUCGCUUGCAGUCAUGUUGUACGAUGAACGAUCACUACCUUUCGGGUAUGGCGGUGCUAGUGGUUUCUUGGACCACAGGUUGCAAGAAUCUCAAUCGUUGCGUGAUGCUGGUGUAAUGCCACUACCAACAUCGUCGAAAGUGGUGACGAAGUCCAGGGCGGGGACACAUGUGCCAGGGUUUGGGAAAAGUGACGAACCUACUGAGGGUGUUGCUUAUUGUCGUGCGAAAGAUAGUACCGCAGAAGGGGUCGCGAAUGCUACAACGGAUACUGAGAGAAUAGGUAUCUGUGAUGUUGAUACUGGCAGUGGCGGUGGUAGUGGAGAUGGUAAGAGCAAGCUGGCAUCAACGUCCCCAUUCCGGCGGUUUGGUAUGGCAAUGAAGCGGAAGAAGAAGCGUUCACUAAAGCUGAAGCACGCCACUUCCGGCAGUAAUGGUGGCAUUGGAGGCAACGCGCUGUAUGGAUCUUGCGCAAGUAAUCUCUCUGGUGUUUCCAUUGGCAAUGGCUCAGUGAAAGGUGUCGGUGGUGUUGCAGGAGCGGCUUCAACCGGAAAUAACAGUCGGAUGAAGCUGAAAUUCCGCUGGCUACUCAAUAUGCGUAGCGAUCCCCACCUCAAGGAAACACUAGCGAAAAGCGUACAAUUACGACCAACGAAUGCUGUACCAAUGGCGACAACUCCAGUGACUGUUAGUGCUGAGGACACUAAAGGUGCCGCAUCUUCCAGCAGUGUGGCGAUUCCACGAAGCCCCACGGUGUCGGUGAAGGUACCCAUCCCUAACAGCGAGGAUGCUGUUCUCGACAGGGAUAAGGUAGCCGCCUGUGGUAAUAUUCCUACCGAUUACUACUCAUUUAUCUGUGAUAACCAGCUCAGUUACGAAUCACCCAGCAAAAGUCCGGGCCAUUUGAUGCGGUUGGAGUUGGCGCUCGCCCGCCGCCCGUCCACGAUCGAGGAGGUCCUGCUGAAUCCUUCUGGGUCAUCAUCGCCUCCCCCAAGCUCGCCGGUAGCGAUCGCCGUCUCUAGCACCGACACCUGCAGCGUGGUCAAACCAAAGGCGUCGAACGUGAAGAUUGGCUUCAACGUCAGUCCAGCGCCACUCUCGCCAGCACCGGAAGCUGCCGAAGAUCUAACGAGUUCGAUUGAAAGCUCUUUUGAAAUUAUCGACAAAAAUGACGCUCUGAUGGUACCGUCGGUCGGAAGUAGUCCUCCCAUAGCCGGUAACACUGGAGAAACCAGUAGCGGUGGGCAACGAUUUUGCAACAAACUGUUGCAACACCUUGUUACUUCGGUGAGCAGUGGGCUAAAGACAGAGACGCUGACUCCGCUUGAGUCACCCGUGAAGGAUGUAGACAGACAGCCUCACCAACCUACCGAGGUUCGUCGCUCGUGUCCCUCAGCAUCAUCGGCGAUGGUGAUGACAACUCAUCCUUUAACAUCUCGCCAGUCUGCGCCAAACAUCGGAGGAAGCCCUAUUCUUACGCGCAACAACCGUUGUGCACCGUUCUCUUUUCGCGAGCUUAGAGCAGAGUUGCGGGCCGCCAUGAAAAUACCGAAGUACCAACACCACCAGCGUACUCAAGGGACUGCAGGAUCAUCAUCCUCUAGUUCGUCUUCGUCGUCAAAUAUCAUUGGAGGUGGAGCCGUCGCUACCACUUUGCGAUCAAUUGAACGCACUCUGAGCGCGCCUGUUGCAGUACAAACACUCGCUUCCGGUGUCACCGGAAACGAAAAUAUCAGCCCUAGCCUUACCAGCGCUCCCUGUACCACCACCACAAGUACCACCAACGUUGUCAAUGCAGCGACUCCUUCUGCUGGUACUUCCAGGCUACUUAAUCGAUCGUUUUCUGAUCAGCAAAUCAUCGGUAACACUUCGUCGAGGUCAACUUCCUUCUUCACCAACCUAAAGCUGUGUAGGAAGAUCAAGCAGAUUUUUCCCAACUUCACCCCGGGCAGGCCGGAGUUGAUGGCUUCCACCUCGAUGGCAACUGGCUUGCAGGCUAGUGGCCUGCAGGACGAUCAACGACGGCAAUCGAUGAUGCAAGUGUGCAGUUCCUUUCUUCGCCGAUCCCUGUCCAGCACUGCGGGCAGCAUUCGGUCGAAGUUGCAGUCUGUCAAGUCAUCCUCGGCUUCGUACGACUUUCAAACGUCGAGCGUCAGCUCGGCAUCAUCGCAAUCGGUGUGCCGUGAUCAGCAGUCUAUCGGAGAAAUUACUUCGUCAGAGGAAAUGCUGCUGCCGCAGUCGUGUGUCGUCGGUGGAACAGCCGAGAACACAUAUGACAGCGCUUUGACAACGAGCUCGCCAUCCCACAAUGAACAGGAAUCCCAGGCGACCUUCGAUGAGCAGCAGCUGGUGGCGAAGAUAUCUUCCUUGAACGAGCAGCAGCUGCAGCGGACGCUUGGAGAUGAGUUAGAUAGCACCCUGUCACAGCGCUCCGUCGUUCCGGAUAGCGGAAAUGAGACACCAACUGAGCGCGUCCAGAAUCAUGCACAUUCUGCAGUGCAGCACGAUCAAUUGAUCACUCAAUUGGGGGAAAAGUUCAAGGAGUUUUGA
Messenger RNA from Anopheles nili, 4530 nucleotides. RefSeq lists its product as uncharacterized. Gene Ontology annotation, cellular component: cytosol. Gene Ontology annotation, molecular function: phosphatidylinositol-3,4,5-trisphosphate 3-phosphatase activity; protein tyrosine/serine/threonine phosphatase activity. NCBI's taxonomy places the organism in Eukaryota, Metazoa, Arthropoda, Insecta, Diptera, Culicidae. Gene Ontology annotation, biological process: dephosphorylation. The record is from RefSeq and is a predicted model, not a curated record. The transcript is spliced from 8 exons. Bases 1 to 4530 code for a protein of 1509 amino acids.